Messenger RNA from Arachis stenosperma, 267 nucleotides. RefSeq names its product protein MEI2-like 2. Gene Ontology annotation, molecular function: nucleic acid binding. The record is from RefSeq and is a predicted model, not a curated record. NCBI's taxonomy places the organism in Eukaryota, Viridiplantae, Streptophyta, Magnoliopsida, Fabales, Fabaceae.
AUGUUAUUAGCUGCUAUUGAUGAAAAGCACAAGGGUGCCUAUGAUUUUUUCUAUCUACCAAUCGACUUUAAGAAUAAAUGCAAUGUGGGAUACGCAUUUAUCAACAAGUUGUCGGCAUCACACAUUAUUCCAUUCUAUGAGACAUUUAAUGGGAAGAAGUGGGAGAAGUUUAAUAGUGAAAAAGUUGUCCUGUCAUAUGCACGAAUCCAAGGAAAGGCUACACUGGUGAACCACUUCCAGAAUUCAAUUUCUGCACGCUGCCAAUGA